Molecule: messenger RNA, 777 nt
Organism: Gordionus sp. m RMFG-2023
Lineage: Eukaryota; Metazoa; Nematomorpha; Gordioida; Chordodea; Parachordodidae
Product: BTB/POZ domain-containing protein 6-like
Exons: 4
Coding region: 1-777 (258 amino acids)
Biological process (GO): neurogenesis
Cellular component (GO): cytosol
Molecular function (GO): protein binding
Source: RefSeq, a predicted model, not a curated record
AUGACUAUAGGAAAAAGUUUAUACAAUAAUUCCUACAUGUCUGAUGUUAGAUUUGAGGUGGAAGGUGAAAUAAUGUAUGCUCAUAAAUUUAUUCUUUCAUUGAAGAGUGAAAUGUUUUAUAGCAUGUUUCAUGGCAGCAUAGGAUUAGAUAGUUGCAUAAAGAUUGAAGAUUUAAGUAAACACGCUUUUAGGAAAAUCUUGCAAUAUAUGUAUACUCAAAUUUUUGUUCACACAAUUGAUCUUGACUCAUUAAUACAAACUUUAUAUGGAGCUAAAAAAUAUAUGCUUAAGGAUUUAAUCAAAAUAUGUCUUGAACAAAUCACAGAUUAUGAUAUUAAUGGAGGAUGUACUUCUCAGUUGAAUAAUUAUGAUAGUAUAGGUUACACUCCUCCGUUGAUUAAUGAUGAAGUAUGUGAAGGAUUCGUUACUCAGAUACUUUUGCAAAAUGAAAAAUUCGUAUUUGAUUCGGAUGGUUUCCUCAACUCACCUAUUCCUUUAAUAAAAAAUUUUAUAACUCUCGUAGCCAAUAGUAAAAUGAAAUUAAAGGAAAUUUCAGAAUUUCUUAUUAAAUGGGCUAAAAAUGAAUGUUGCAAGCGCCAAAUUUCCAAUGAUUCAAAGAAUGUUUUGUGCAUAUUAUCGGAUAGCCCAUUUAUUUCCUACAUUAUGGAUUCCGAUCUAGUGGACAUGAUUGAUAUAGUUCGUGAACAUAAUUUAUUAGAUGACACGGAGAUUCUUAAAAUUUUGAUUGAAAAAAGAUUUCGAAUUACCUGCAAAUAG